AUAGGGAGCAGCCAGAGGCGGGGACCGCAGGGGAUAGCGGCUGCGGACGGCCGGGGAGCAUGCCCGCGCGGCUCCGCUGAAUGGCGCCUUCUCCGCGACCGCCCGCCCGGCUGCGGCCGCCAGGGAUGCUGCUCGGCGCGCUCCUGCUGCUCCUCCUCGGCCCGCUUCCAGGAGCAUGGUGCUUUAGCGAACUGUAUUUUAUAAAAGAACCACAGGAUGUAACUAUCACAAGAAAGGAUCCAGUCAUUUUAGAUUGCCAGGCUCAUGGAGAAGUUCCUAUUAAGGUCACAUGGUUGAAAAACGGAGCAAAAGUGUCUGAAAAUAAACGGAUCCAGGUUCUUUCUAAUGGCUCUUUAUACAUGAGUGAGGUGGAAGGCAGGCGAGGAGAGCAGUCCGAUGAAGGAUUUUAUCAAUGCUUGGCAAUGAACAAAUACGGAGCCAUUCUUAGUCAAAAAGCUCAUCUUACCUUAUCAACUAUUUCUGCAUUUGAAGUUCAGCCAGUUUCCACUGAGGUUCAUGAAGGUGGAGUUGCUAGAUUUGCAUGCAAGAUUUCAUCAAACCCACCUGCGGUCAUAACAUGGGAAUUCAAUCGGACAACUCUACCUAUAACUAUGGACAGGAUAACUGCCCUACCAACAGGAGUAUUGCAGAUCUAUGAUGUUGGCCAACGGGAUGCUGGGAAUUACCGUUGUGUUGCUGCUACUGUAGCCCAUCGACGUAAAAGUAUGGAAGCCUCUCUAACUGUGAUUCCAGCUAAGGAGUCAAAAUUCUUCCACAUUCCAACCAUUAUAGCGGGUCCACAGAACAUAACAACAUCUCUUCAUCAAACUGUUGUUUUGGAAUGCAUGGCCACAGGAAAUCCCAAACCAAUUAUUUCUUGGAGCCGUCUUGAUCACAAAUCCAUUGAUGUCUUUAAUACCCGGGUACUUGGAAAUGGAAAUCUCAUGGUAUCUGACAUCAGACUGCAACAUGCUGGAGUGUAUGUUUGUCGUGCCACUACUCCUGGCACACGCAACUUCACAGUUGCCAUGGCAACUUUAACUGUAUUAGCUCCUCCUUCAUUUGUUGAAUGGCCAGAAAGUUUAACGAGGCCCCGAGCUGGCACGGCUCGAUUUGUGUGUCAGGCAGAAGGAAUACCCUCACCCAAAAUAUCAUGGUUGAAAAAUGGAAGGAAGAUACAUUCAAAUGGUAGAAUUAAAAUGUACAACAGCAAAUUGGUAAUUAAUCAAAUUAUUCCUGAAGAUGAUGCUGUUUAUCAGUGCAUGGCUGAGAAUAGUCAAGGAUCUAUUUUAUCCAGAGCCAGACUGACUGUAGUAAUGUCAGAAGACAGACCCAGCGCUCCCUAUAAUGUACAUGCUGAAACCAUGUCAAGUUCAGCCAUCCUUUUAGCUUGGGAGAGGCCACUUUAUAAUUCAGACAAAGUCAUUGCUUAUUCUGUGCACUACAUGAAAGCAGAAGGAUUAAACAAUGAAGAGUAUCAAGUGGUCAUUGGAAAUGACACAACUCAUUAUGUUAUUGAUGACUUGGAACCAGCCAGCAAUUAUACUUUCUACAUUGUGGCGUAUAUGCCAAUGGGGGCCAGCCAGAUGUCAGAUCAUGUGACACAGAAUACUCUGGAGGACGUUCCCUUGAGACCUCCUGAAAUUAGUUUGACAAGUCGAAGUCCCACCGACAUUCUCAUCUCCUGGCUGCCAAUCCCAGCUAAAUACCGGCGGGGCCAAGUAGUGCUUUAUCGCCUAUCCUUCCGCCUGAGUACUGAGAAUCCCAUCCAAGUUCUGGAGCUCCCUGGGAACACGCAUGAACACCUUUUGGAAGGCCUGAAACCUGACAGUGUCUACCUGAUCCGAAUCGCUGCUGCCACCAGAGUGGGGUUGGGAGAGUCAUCCGUGUGGACUUCACAUAGGACACCCAAAGCUACAAGCGUGAAAGCCCCGAAGUCUCCAGAGUUGCAUUUGGAGCCUCUGAACUGUACCGCCAUCUCUGUGAAAUGGCAGCAGGAAGCUGAGGACACAGCAGCCAUUCAAGGCUACAAGCUGUACUACAAAGAAGAAGGACAGCAGGAGAAUGGACCCAUUUUCCUGGACACCAGUGACCUUCUCUAUACCCUCAGUGGUUUGGAUCCCAGAAGAAAAUACCACGUGAGGCUGCUGGCUUACAACAACAUAGAAGAUGGCUACCAGGCAGAUCAGACUGUCAGCACCCCGGGAUGUGUGUCUGUCCGUGAUCGCAUGGUUCCCCCUCCACCACCACCUCAUCAUCUCUAUGCGAAGGCUAACACCUCAUCUUCCAUCUUCCUGCACUGGAGGAGGCCUGCGUUCACCACCGCACAACUCAUUAACUACACCAUCCGCUGUAACCCUGUCGGCCUGCAGAAUGCUUCUUUGGUUCUGUACCUUCAAACACCCGAAACUCACAUGCUGGUUCAAGGCCUAGAGCCAAACACCAAAUACGAAUUUGCUGUUCGAUUACAUGUGGAUCAGCUUUCCAGCCCCUGGAGCCCUGUCGUCUACCACUCCACACUUCCAGAAGCACCAGCAGGCCCACCAGUUGGAGUAAAAGUGACAUUGAUAGAGGAUGAUACUGCUCUGGUUUCCUGGAAACCCCCAGAUGGCCCAGAGACAGUUGUGACACGCUAUACCAUCCUGUAUGCUUCCAGGAAGGCUUGGAUUGCGGGAGAGUGGCAGGUCCUACAUCGAGAAGGGGCAAUAACCAUGGCUUUGCUAGAAAAUCUGGUAGCAGGAAAUGUAUACAUUGUCAAGAUAUCAGCAUCCAAUGAGGUGGGAGAAGGACCCUUUUCAAAUUCCGUGGAGCUGGCAGUACUUCCAAAGGAAACGUCUGAAUCAAAUCAGAGACCCAAGCGUUUAGAUUCUGCUGAUGCCAAAGUUUAUUCAGGCUAUUACCAUCUGGACCAAAAAUCAAUGACUGGCAUUGCCGUGGGUGUUGGCAUAGCUCUGACCUGCAUCCUCAUCUGUGUCCUCAUCUUGAUAUACCGAAGUAAAGCCAGGAAAUCAUCUGCAUCUAAGACAGCACAGAAUGGGACUCAACAGUCAUCCCGUACCAUUGCCUCUUUAGCUCGUGGAAAUGAGGUAGGAAAGAACCUGGAAGGAGCUGCAGAAAAUGAAGACUCCUUAAUGUCAAUGAUGAUGCCAAACAGCUUCAUUGAUGCAAAGGGAGGAACUGACCUGAUAAUUAAUAGCUAUGGCCCUAUAAUUAAAAGCAACCCUAAGAAAAAAUGGUUUUUUUUCCAAGACACAAAGAAGAUCCAAGUUGAGCAGCCUCAAAGAAGAUUUACUCAAGCCGUCUGCUUUUACCAGCCAGGCACUACUGUAUUAAUCAGUGAUGAAGACUCUCCCAGCUCCCCAGGUCAGACAACCAGCUUCCCAAGACCAUUCGUUGUUGCAGCUGAUACUGAACAUUCGGCAAAUAGUGAAGGCAGCCAUGAGACUGGGGAUUCUGGAAGGUUCUCCCAUGAGUCCAACGAUGAGAUACAUCUGUCCUCAGUUACAAGUUCCACACCCCCGACAUCUAGUUCUUUCACUGGCUGUGGUUCGGGUGGGGAUCCCACAGUGAGGAAGUGUGAAGACCCUGUAAUGCCAUCAGCUGCAGAGCAGAAUUCCUCUUCGGUUCUGCCCCCACCAUCUGCUAAGCAAAGUUUUGAUAAAAACGGUCUUCUAGUCUAGACAGCCACGCUCAGGUAUUCUCACCUGUAAGUCUGUUCGAAGGACAAUGAACAGGGAGCCAAAGCCUUUGUGAAAAUCGUGAUGUCUCACUGGGUAUUUCAGCUUUUUUUUGAAUGUGUUUUGUUUUUUAUUUUUAAACUCAUGUAAUUUGAAUGUUUCAUUGUCAGCAAUGUGAAAGGACAGUCAAAAUGUUUGACUGGAUUAUAAAAUACAUCACUGGAGCAAAGGGAAGACUUUUGAAAGCCCCUUUGCUGACUAUCUACCUCAGUUUGCCAGAUGGCAGACUCUGAAGACAACUUUGUUACCUCGUUUGUUGUUGUAGUUUAUUUCAGCUACAUAACCAAUGAUGCUUAUUAGUAGCAUUUUGUUUUCAUUGCUGUAUGUGUAAUGUGUGUGAUCAAAGGAGUCAUAUAGGUAGAUGAGUAAGAAUGUUUAUCUGAAGCUCUGAUUUUUU
Nycticebus coucang (slow loris) is the source of this 4134-nucleotide messenger RNA. It is a transcript of the gene PRTG, whose product is annotated as protogenin. The record is from RefSeq and is a predicted model, not a curated record. Gene Ontology annotation, cellular component: axon; plasma membrane. Bases 81 to 3680 code for a protein of 1199 amino acids. Gene Ontology annotation, molecular function: protein binding. NCBI's taxonomy places the organism in Eukaryota, Metazoa, Chordata, Mammalia, Primates, Lorisidae. The transcript is spliced from 20 exons. Gene Ontology annotation, biological process: cell-cell adhesion; axon guidance.